Messenger RNA from Ceratitis capitata (Mediterranean fruit fly), 1309 nucleotides. RefSeq names its product lambda-crystallin homolog. Gene Ontology annotation, molecular function: oxidoreductase activity, acting on the CH-OH group of donors, NAD or NADP as acceptor; NAD+ binding. The record is from RefSeq and is a predicted model, not a curated record. NCBI's taxonomy places the organism in Eukaryota, Metazoa, Arthropoda, Insecta, Diptera, Tephritidae. Gene Ontology annotation, biological process: fatty acid metabolic process.
UAUAACGUUCUCACAACACAACGAAUGUCAGACGCAUAAUAAAAGUCUAACAAUAAAGAACCGACAGGAGAGCGCAUACGAUUGUGUAGUAUUGUAAUCAACAAUUGUAAUUUCGUAUUCAAGUGCUUAAUAAACUAUUGUAAAUACUAAAUAAAAUGGCAAGCAAAGGCAAAGUGGGUAUUGUGGGCAGCGGUCUUAUCGGACGUUCAUGGUCCAUGCUCUUCGCCUCGGUGGGCUAUCAAGUAGUGCUCUACGACAGUGUGCCAACACAAAUCGAAAAUGCCUUACGUGAGACUGAAAAGGAACUGAAAAGCUUGGAAUCGAAGGGCUUACUGCGUGGCAAACUCAGUGCUAACCAACAAUGCGGCACAACUGAUAUUAAUGAGUUGGUGAAAGGUGCCAUCUUCAUACAGGAAUGCAUACCAGAACGUUUGGAAUGGAAAAAGGCACUCUAUCAACAGCUGGAUGCCGUUGUAGAUGACAAAACUAUACUCUCCAGCUCGACAAGUACCUUUUUGCCAUCACUCUUCUCCAAAGACUUGAAACACCAAUCGAACAUCAUCGUCUCUCAUCCCGUCAAUCCACCAUACUAUGUACCACUCGUGGAGGUGGUACCAGCACCAUGGACUAAGCCGGAGGUUGUGAAGAGAACACGCGCUAUUAUGGAAGAGAUUGGUCAGAAACCUGUGGUUUUGAGUCGUGAAAUCGAAGGUUUCGUACUCAAUCGCAUACAGUAUGCCAUUUUGAAUGAAACUUGGCGUUUAGGCCGAGUAAAAGAUGUGGAUAGUGUCAUGUCCGAUGGCUUGGGUAUGCGUUAUGCUUUCUUGGGACCACUCGAGACGGCACAUUUGAAUGCCGAGGGUAUGACAAAUUACUUUGAACGUUAUUCAAAUACCAUUUAUGCGGUAAGUGAAACUAUGGGACCCACACCCAAAAUGGAAGGUCCAACUGCAGUGGAAAUUGCGAAGCAAUUAGAGGCAAUGGUACCGUUAGAUAAGCUGCCAGAGCGACGAACAUAUCGUGAUAAUUGCUUAACACAGUUGAGUAUUCUGAAGAGGAAAUUGAAUGAAUAAACUGCAUGUGGAUGAGAGUUAAAUUGAAUUUAUAGCAGCGGUGUAAAAUUUGUUUGUUGACGAAACUACGUAUAUGUUUAUGUAAAUAUGUAUAUAUAUAUAAUAUAUACACACACCAUGUAAAUAUGCUGAAAUUGUAAAGUUAUGGACAUACAUACAUACAUAUGUAUGUGAGUUUAUAAAAAUUUGUUGUUAUUUUUCUUAUGUUUUACAAAAUAAAUAAUAAUAAUUUAAUA